This is a messenger RNA of Syngnathoides biaculeatus (alligator pipefish), 1685 nucleotides long. Its product is annotated as C5a anaphylatoxin chemotactic receptor 1-like. Gene Ontology annotation, biological process: chemotaxis; inflammatory response; positive regulation of cytosolic calcium ion concentration. The coding region runs from base 48 to 1109 and encodes 353 amino acids. Gene Ontology annotation, molecular function: G protein-coupled receptor activity; complement receptor activity. The record is from RefSeq and is a predicted model, not a curated record. Gene Ontology annotation, cellular component: plasma membrane. Lineage: Eukaryota; Metazoa; Chordata; Actinopteri; Syngnathiformes; Syngnathidae. The transcript has 2 exons.
UUUGCCAUAGACGUGUGUGCAGCAACAGCCAAGUGACACACUUGGUCAUGGACUUCAACCUCUUCAACUUGAGUGACAUCCUGGAUAUAAACUUCAGCAUUCCAGACUACAACUUUACUUUCCCUGACUUUCCUGACAUUACGAGGCCCAAGAUUCAGCCUAUUCAGAUCGUGGCUCUGACCUUCUAUGCUCUCGUGGUUCUGUUUGGCGUUCCUGGGAACGCCAUAGUGGUGUGGGUGACCGGUUUCAAAAUGUCCCCGUCCGUCACAUCCAUCUGGUUCCUCAACCUUGCGCUGGCUGACCUGCUGUGUUGCCUCUCGCUGCCUCUUCUCAUGGUGCCCCUCGCUCACGAUGAUCACUGGCACUUUGGCCCAACGGCGUGCACAUUAGUCAAAGGCCUUUUCUACUUGGUGAUGUAUUGCAGCAUCCUGCAACUUGUCUUCAUAAGUCUUGAUCGUUGGUUGCUGGUGGCCAGGCCCGUGUGGUGCCACAACAACAGGCGACCCAGGUAUGCUGUACUGGGCUGCGUUGCCGUGUGGUGCCUGGCCCUGAUAGGCAGCAUCCCUCAGUUUGUUUACACUCAAGAGAUCGUGUUGAGCGAGCACAAGCGGGAGUGUGUGACGGUUCACACAGUGCAGAGCGCCUGGCUCGUCACGUCACUCCGCUUCCUGUUCGGGUUUCUCCUUCCGUUCCUGAUCAUCGUCAUCUGCCACUGGAUGGUAUACAGGAGAGCUGACAAUAAAGUGACACAGAGGGGGCGUCGAUCCAAGCGGACGCUGAGGGUCAUUGUUGCCGUGGUGCUCAGCUUCUUCCUGUGCUGGCUGCCCCUGCACAUUGUUGACUUCGUCGUGUUGGUGACUCCUCGGUCUUCCCCUCACAGCCCCUCUGUCUACCUGGCCCAUGUUUUGAUGCUAUGCCUAGCAUACUUCAACAGCUGCCUCAACCCACUGCUUUACGUUUGUCUGGGGCGAAGUUUCAAAAACACUAUGAACCGCUCCUUGUGCAACAUUCUGCACUUACUCAGCGAUGAUCACGUGAGCAGGACCAGCAUCGGUACUAAUGAAACCAAGGCCACAAGCUCCUCAGAAAAGGAGAUGACUAACGUGUGAGCGGGUCCGUCAUUGCCAUAGGCGGUGAUCAACUGUGGCUAUAAAUGAGGCGGAUGGAACUUUAGCCAUUCCUUCAAAUAACUACAGUAAGUAAUUAUUAUGGCGCUUUCUAUGGGAAGUAACUAUAUUAGGUAAUAGAUGUCACAUGCCUCUCUAUGAAGCAGUAAAAAACUGUUUUCAUAUUGUAAAAAAAUACUUCGGUUGUUUUCCUGGUAAUAAUUUCAUGUUGAUAUUAAAGUUGUGGCAAUACAUUAUUUAUUUCUGUCAGUUGUUUGUCUUUCCCAGAGAGGAUAAUUGGCUAUUACCUCUUACAUCAGCUUGUGAAUAAAAGUCAUGAUUAAAUAUGAUUAAAAACUGUACUAGUAUAGCAUUAUGAUUCUUAUUAAGUUACUGGAGUAAACAGAAAUAAACAAAGUACAUUUUCCUGUGGUGGAAAUGGGUGAUAAUGGGUGCCCAGAUGUGUUUACAGACUUUUUUUAUCGUGACAAUUUUGUAUUUUUACUUGUGAGGUUAUUUGAAAGAAGUGAGAUCACGCUGAAUUAGUUACUCUGUUCUUUUGCUUUAAGAUAUCUAAUA